CGCACUGUUCAAGGUAGAAAUAAACUGUAUCUUUCUACAGUACAAUGUUGCUUUUCCUAAUCUUCCGAUGUCCGUGGUUUUUAAUUGGCGUCCUUGUGCCGUGUUUUGGCAACUUACAACCGGGCUUCUCUAGACUUCAGCGAGGACACAGACUGGACAGGAAACUGAUUCAAUCCUUCCCAGAACUCAGUUUCCUGGACUGUGUGAUAGAAUGUCUGGUUAAACCACGGUGUAAAUCUGUCAACUAUUUCAAAGGGGCUAAUUUCUGUGAAAUCAAUUACGAAAAUAAGACGACAGCAGAGACUAGGUACAUGGAGAGUGCUGGAUGGGUGUACAGUGAAAAGGAGCAUUGGCCUAAGGAGCUGGCUGGAGCUUGUUCGAACUCAACCUGUGGAAUCAACCAGACAUGUAAACACAAGAAAUAUUCCGAGGAUAAAUUCUUUGAAUGUGUUUUGUCAGAUUGUGGAAUACCCGAUCAAAAGGAAAUAGAUCUGAAUACAACACGACGUGAGGACGCCAUUGGUAUACACAGGAGGAUACACGCCUCAUGUUUUGACGGAUACUCCCAGUCUGGUUCAGGAUGGCUGAUCUGUCAGUCAAACGGAGAGUGGAAAUACGACAUUGUCUGUACAGAUAUUGAUGAGUGCCAGAAUGACCCUUGCCACAAUGAAGCCAAGUGCACAAACACACCCGGCUCAUACAACUGUACAUGUGACACCGGAUGGACCGGGAUAGUUUGUGAUGAAGAUAUUAAUGAAUGUCUGGACAAUCCAUGUCACAACGGAGGAACAUGCAGUAACAACGAUGGAUCUUUCACGUGUACAUGCGCAGGUGGAUUCACAGGGACACUCUGUAAUGAAGAUAUUGAUGAGUGCCAGAAUGACCCUUGCUUCAAUGGAGCCGAGUGCACAAACACACCUGGCUCAUUCACCUGUACAUGUAACGCCAGAUGGACCGGGAUAGUUUGUAAUGAAGAUGUUGAUGAGUGCCAGAAAGUCCCUUGCCUCAAUGGAGCCGAGUGCACAAACACACCCGGCUCAUUCACCUGUACAUGUAACGCCAGAUGGACCGGGAAAGUUUGUAAUGAAGAUAUAAAUGAAUGUCUGAAUAACCAAUGUCGAAACGGAGGAACAUGCAGUAACAACGAUGGAUCUUUCACGUGUACAUGCGCAGGUGGAUUCACAGGUGCACUCUGUAAUGAAGUUUUUUCCAACCUUGCGUUCCAUAAGCCUGCAACACAAUCAUCAACGUUUACAUGGCCAGAAGCUGGACUGAACUACUCUGCCAAUCUGGCAGUUGAUGGAAACAACGUUACAGACUUUGUCGUAGACUUGUGCACCAGCACAGCGAGUGGAGACACAACACCGUGGUGGUUGGUGGAUCUGCAGGCUGUGUACUCCAUCAGAUCUCUCAGAAUAUUCAAUAGAGGAAUGGACGAGUGGGGACAAGAUGUUUCAGACCGGCUUCGGGAUGUCACCGUCACUGUAGGGCUGACAGAGUCAGAUGUCAACACUCCCUGUGGUUUCUUUGCUGGUCCCGGUACUCUGUCACAGUUGGUCGUCAUCGACUGUCCGACAUUACCACAGGGGAGAUUCGUAAAGAUCUCCAUAAUCACCGAGUAUCUCACUCUUUGUGAAGUUGAAGUGUUUGGAUACUCUGUCUAAUUAUUAUAACUGAUGUCUUAACAAAACGAUUCUCUUUCCGACCAAAUAAUUAUGUAUAU
Magallana angulata is the source of this 1723-nucleotide messenger RNA. RefSeq names its product neurogenic locus notch homolog protein 1-like. The coding region runs from base 45 to 1664 and encodes 539 amino acids. NCBI's taxonomy places the organism in Eukaryota, Metazoa, Mollusca, Bivalvia, Ostreida, Ostreidae. The record is from RefSeq and is a predicted model, not a curated record. The transcript is spliced from 10 exons. Gene Ontology annotation, molecular function: calcium ion binding.